ACAUAAUACACAUCCUCAUCCACCAUCAAAUCAUGAAUAACCAAUCAUCAAGCAUUCCUACAGUGCUAUUGACCAACGAUGAUGGACCUUGUUCAAGCUCCGAAUCUCCUUUCAUCCUUUCAUUCUCUCGUCAUCUUCGAUCCGCUUUCCUAGGUUCAUCACCAGAAAAACUAAAAGUAGUCUUACCAGAUUCCCAAAAAUCAUGGAUCGGUAAAGCUUACAUCAUCAAAGAUACCAUUUCACUUAGUUAUUUUGAUCCAGAAAGUUCAAGAAGAUCAGAUCAACCAAUCAAAGAUUUAAAUCAUCAAGAAGAUCAAUGGAUCUUAUUAAGUGGUACACCUGCAAGUUGUUCUAACAUUUCAUUAUUCAAUUUAUUUCCCAAUCAAAUCGAUUUAAUCAUCUCAGGUCCAAAUUAUGGUCGAAACACAAGUAGUGCCUUUAGUCUUUCUUCUGGUACGAUUGGUGCUUCUUUAGAUGCUGCUCUAUCAAAUCAUAAAACUAUUGCUUUGUCUUAUGGAAUCUUUCAAAGACCGGUUUCGGAUGAGAUUCUUGAAGCGGCUAAUCAGAUUGCUGUGAAGAUUAUCAAACAACUUUGGGUUUCGGGAUUUGUUCAACCUGAUCAAGAAGCUGAUCAUGUACACCUUUAUAGUGUUAACAUUCCGCUUGUACCAGCCAUCUUGACCGAUCCACAGGUGAUUUGGACCACUGAAGCCCACACUCGUUAUGGUCGACUAUUCUUACCUUCUUCAACAGCCAAACCUGCCGCACCUGCAGAAAUCGACGAAGCUUCUGCAUCCUCAACUGAAUUAACAUCCUCUGAGGCUCCUACAACAGUUUCUUCUGAACACCCUGCCAAAUUUAUCUUCAAACCUGAUAUCAGUGCACUUGUGGACCCUAAUGCGACUCAUCAUCCAGUUGGAAGUGAUGCUUGGGCUCUUAACAAAGGAUUAUGUACUGUAACACCUUUACGUGCGGCUUUUGCGGCUGCUCGACAACCUACAACUAUUGAAGAACUUGAUAAAGAUGGCAUAAAGGUUUGGAAACUUUGAUUAAGUUUGGAACAAGAAUGUUAGCUUGAAAGAGGUUUAGGAUUUAUAGAUUUUUGUUUGAUCUUGUACCAGACUGUUUUUGAAUGUGUAGUAUGAUUUGCAUUUGAUUUACUUAUUCUUUUGGCAAGUGAUGAUUUCAUUUAAUUUUUCAAUUCGAGUUUAGCAAUAUAGGUUUUGGAGAAACAGUCAAAACAGCGUAGAGGGCCUCAAUUGGAUGAAAUUGAAGUUUUGGGAUUC
This is a messenger RNA of Melampsora larici-populina 98AG31, 1286 nucleotides long. RefSeq lists its product as uncharacterized. Bases 33 to 1049 code for a protein of 338 amino acids. The transcript has 3 exons. NCBI's taxonomy places the organism in Eukaryota, Fungi, Basidiomycota, Pucciniomycetes, Pucciniales, Melampsoraceae. Gene Ontology annotation, cellular component: P-body. The record is from RefSeq and is a predicted model, not a curated record. Gene Ontology annotation, molecular function: hydrolase activity.